This is a messenger RNA of Dicentrarchus labrax (European seabass), 1763 nucleotides long. It is a transcript of the gene mzt2b, whose product is annotated as mitotic spindle organizing protein 2B. Gene Ontology annotation, cellular component: centrosome; spindle. NCBI's taxonomy places the organism in Eukaryota, Metazoa, Chordata, Actinopteri, Moronidae. The transcript has 5 exons. The coding region runs from base 153 to 776 and encodes 207 amino acids. The record is from RefSeq and is a predicted model, not a curated record.
CGUGCCUCCGGUAGCUCCCCUCCCGUGUCGGAUACAGGGCUCCAUCGUCGCUACGGCGCCCUGCUUGUUUAUUCCUGCGGCAGCGGCGGCCAUUCUCGGACGACAGCGCAGAGGACUGAGCAGACGCGAGAGGACAAUCGUGUCCCUCACGGAUGUCUCAACAAGCGCAGCAGCCGGUUCCCGCCGCCCCGGACUCUCCCGCGCUGGUGGUCACCAGCAACGUGCAGAAAUAUGCCAUCAAGAAGAAGAAAGUGCUGAGUGCGGAAGAAACGGAGCUGUUUGAACUGACCCAGGCUGCAGGGAUCACUGUGGACCAGGAGGUCUUCAAGAUCAUAGUGGACCUGUUAAAGAUGAACGUGGCCCCUCAAGCGGUCUUCCAGACCCUGAAGGCGAUGUGUGCAGGCCAGAGGGUCGCUGAGAGCUGCAGCGGCAUGGAGUCUUCAGCCGCCUCCCACACGACCAGCAUCACCACAGCACCUACAGAGGUCAGAGAAGAGGACUCUUUGGUCUCUGGAAAGAGCCCUAAGCCUCCUGCAGCUCCCCCCUCAGCGUCUGGCCCCAGAGCCACAAGGGUGAACACUAAGAUUGUGGUCUACGGCCCCCAAGACGCUAGCUCUCCUCACUCUCAAGUGCGCAGUAAAGCUGGAGCGAGCCACAGCGAGAAGAGCAGAGAGGCCUCCAGCCAGCGAGUGCAGCGGCAGCCCAGUGCCACCAGGGGGCAGAAGACCAAGAGCUCCGGCAGCAGUAGUUCCUCCUCUCAGAUAAACUCCACAUAGGACUCAGGUCAAUACGAGACCGUUUGUAAAUAUGCUGUUCUCUUAACAUUUAAUUUAUCUGUAUGUUUUAAAGGGUCGGUUCACCUAAGUCAAACCAUAAUUUCUCACUAUUGGUAAUUUUGGUUUUGGCAAUAACUGUGGCUUCUACCUCUAAACUGACACAAAGAUGUCCAGUCUCCGUCAGGGGUUUUCAAGGAUAACACAGAGUAAAUUAAUAUAAACGUGCCUCUUCCCAACACCCCAGUCUACUCAAAGAAUAAGAAUUAUAAACUUUAUUCAGCAAAUAAAGUGCUUUAAAUGGUUGAACCAGGAUUAAAAUGUAUAUGCUGUCAGAAUUUGAGCCUUGUUUUGCAAAUUUGACACUGUUAAAAGUAUGCCGAAUGAGCUUUUAGCACUUCCUGUUUGAAGAACUGAAGAAAAACCAAAAAACUUGAUGGUUUUCAGGCAAAUUCUGGAGUUACAAGGACUGCAUUAAAAUAAUCUAUCUCUCUAAUCUCUCUGAAAACCUGUGCUCUGGAUAAUCCACAGACCUCACUGUGAACACUCUUCGUAGGGAGUUUGGUUCAACAUACUGUAGUUCCAAUGCAAACUGUUCACUGUGAGGUCUGUGAUGAAAGACGGAUAUCUCAAAACUGGAAAAUCAAAUAAAAAGCCACCUGCAUGACCUAGAAACAUACUACUGAUGUUAAGUGAGAAAAUAUGUGUUUUAGUUGUUUCUGUAAUUUGGGUAAACCAAUCCCUCUUAAAGUUCUAACAAAGCGUAAGAAAGUCCUGAGUGUCUCGUCAUUUUCGUGCUGGCAGAUGUUACUGUAAGUGAGUGAAGCCUUUUCUCUGGUUGCCAUGUAACGUUUAUGAGAAUGCAAAAAAACAAAACAAAGAAACAACAAAAAUAUUUAGUUUUUUUUUUUUUUUUACUGAAAAAUGAAAAUGUCUGUAUUCAAUGUGAAACUUUUUAUAUGAUUAAUGAAUAAAUCCAAUAACAAUAUA